Ipomoea triloba (trilobed morning glory) is the source of this 3459-nucleotide messenger RNA. RefSeq lists its product as uncharacterized. The record is from RefSeq and is a predicted model, not a curated record. The coding region runs from base 1 to 3459 and encodes 1152 amino acids. The transcript has 5 exons. NCBI's taxonomy places the organism in Eukaryota, Viridiplantae, Streptophyta, Magnoliopsida, Solanales, Convolvulaceae. Gene Ontology annotation, molecular function: RNA-DNA hybrid ribonuclease activity; nucleic acid binding.
AUGGGUAGCUCCCGGACAAUUCGUGAAUUAUUGGACAUGGUGUCCAAACAGCGCCCUAGUUUUGUUUUUAUCAUGGAAACAAAAUCUACUACGAGCCAGAUGGAAAGAGUGCGUGUACGAAUGGGGUAUGAAGGUUUGUUUUGUGUUGAUCGGGUGGGCUUAGGUGGUGGUUUAGCAUUGUUCUGGAGGGAUUCAGGGAUGGCAUCUCUCAUUAGCUUCUCAACCAAUCAUAUUGAUGUUGAAGUACACUUGCCAGGGAAACUGGUUUGGAGGCUAACGGGUUUCUAUGGACAUCCCGAGAGAUCCAAGAGACAACUGUCAUGGGACCUCCUUCGUAAGCUCAAAGAGGACUCAUCUCUGCCAUGGGCUGUAAUUGGUGAUUUCAACGAUAUUACCUCCCAAGCAGAGAAACGUGGUACGCAUACUCAUCCUAUUAUGCUCAUUGAUGGGUUUAAUACGGCAUUAAAUGAUUGCAAUCUGUUUGAUAUGGGAAUGAGGGGGAAUCAGUUCACGUGGGAACGGGGUCGUGGAACUGAUGCUUGGGUCGAGGAGCGACUUGAUAGGGUUGUAGCUUCUAUUGAAUGGGCUGAUUUGUUUGGCGAGCGUAUUGCUCAUUGUGGGGACUCCCUUUGGCUUUGGGGUGGCGAGAUAUAUAACAAAUUCGGUAAGAGGAUUCGACAGUUACGUGACAAGCUUAAGUUUCUAAAGGAGAGCAGAAUUCCUAUUGUAAUCACUCAAUUCUUGGAGGCAGAGAAGGAACUAGAUGGGCUCCUAAAACAGGAAGAAGUGUUCUGGAAACAAAGGUCAAAGCAAUUGUGGCUCAAACAUGGCGACCUGAACACAAAGUAUUUUCACACUUUUGCCUCCACUCGCCGCCGUAACAAUCACCUGCAACGCCUUUUGAACCCUGAUAAUAUUUGGACCGAGGGUAAUGCUUUAAAUCUUGAGGUUCUCAGGUAUUUCAACCAAAUUUUUCAAUCAGCUGGUACUAGUUCAAAUAUUUUCCCCCAUGUUCGAUCCCGGAUUUCUGAGGAGAUGAAUGCCGAUCUUUUGCAGCCGUUCACUAUUGAGGAGAUCAAAGCUGCUCUUUUUUCAAUGGCCCCCGAAAAAUCUCCCGGUCCUGAUGGUAUGUGCCCUUCUUUUUAUCAAACUUUUUGGCCAAUUGCUGGGCAUGAUUUAUAUAUAUUUAUUAUGCAUUGCUUCAAUACUUGUGCCUUCCCCGAGGGGCUAAAUGACACCAACAUAGUGCUUAUUCCGAAGAAAAAGGUGCCGGAAAGGGUUUCUGGUCUUCGGCCGAUUGCCUUGUGUAAUGUGGCAUAUAAGGUUCUGGCAAAGGCUCUUGCGAAUCGUAUGAAGGUCACUUUGGAAAGUAUCAUCUCCCCUUCUCAAAGUGCCUUUGUUCCGGACAGGCUACUGACUGAUAAUGUUAUUAUUGCGAGCGAGAUUGGGCAUUACCUACGCUGGAAAAGCACUGGUUUGACUAGUUGGGCUGCGUUGAAGCUUGACAUGGCCAAAGCCUACGAUCGCAUGGAAUGGGACUUUUUGAAAGGCAGGCUGUUGGCACGAUCACUCCUACCAGAGGGAUUCGGCAAGGAGAUCCAUUAUCUCCUUACUUAUUUAUUCUCUGUGCUGAAGGAUUAUCUAUUUUGCUUCAAAGGGCCGGAGGCCCGGGGUGACAUUCAUGGUGUUAGAAUUGCUAGAGGUGCACCCGCUAUAUCUCAUCUUUUUUUCGCCGACGACAGCCUCCUUUUCUUUAAAGCCACUAGUGCUCAAGCCCAGAAAAUUAAGGAUUACCUAGAAGAGUAUAGUGCAGCUUCAGGGCAAGCAAUUAACUAUACUAAGUCGAGCCUGAUGUUCAGUACGAAUACACCGGAGGAGUUACGUUUAUCUGUAGCGACUUGUGUUGGGGUUCCUGAGUCGACGGAUUUUGGGCGUUAUCUUGGUUUACCUUCGGUGUUGGGAAAAAAUAAGACCGCCAUUUUUCGUUAUCUUGAGCAGAGAAUUCAAGAGAGGAUUGGUAGUUGGCAACAUAAAUUUAUUUCAAGGGCUGGCAGGGAAGUUUUAAUCAAAAGCAUUGCUCAAGCACUUCCUAUUUUUACAAUGUUUGUUUUCCUCUUGCCAAAUCAGUUGUGUGAUAGUAUUGAGAAACUGCUUAACAGAUAUUGGUGGAGUAGUGGAGGGGAGCGGCAGAAGGGCAUUCAUUGGUUGAGCUGGGCACGGUUAAGCAAACCAAAAAAAUAUGGAGGGAUGGGGUUUAAGCGCAUUCAUGAGUUCAACAUCGCUCUACUAGCCAAGCAGGGUUGGCGUCUGCUAAUCAAACCAGAUUCUUUGGUUGGCAAGUUACUGAAAGCUAGAUACUUUCCUCGUUGUGGUUUUUUAGAGGCACAACUCGGCUGUAAUCCGAGCUAUAUUUGGAGGAGCAUUUUAGCGGGUCAACAGGUUCUUAAACAAGGGGUUGCUCGCACUAUAGGUGAUGGAGUUGACACUAAUAUAUGGGGUUGGCCUUGGUUAGCUGAUACCAGAGAUCCAAACCUUCAAACGCAGUGUGCUGAAUAUUUAAUUGAUGCUAAAGUUAGCGGGUUGAUGGAUGCAAAUGGUCAGUGGGAUGUGGAGGUUCUUGAGGACUUGUUCACUGAUACGGAUGUUAAAAAAAUAUUAGCAACACCGACUUCUUGUAAUUAUAAAGAUUCUUGGCGAUGGCAAGGUGAUAUACGGGGUCUGUACUCUGUUAAACAUGGGUAUCAUCUUCUAACGGCUAAUUCCAUGUUAAAGAGAUCCUCAAAUCUAAAAGAGUAUGGAUUGGAGGGGGAUGCCCAUUGUGUGAUCACGUCGAGGAAACGCCUGCCCACCUUUUCUGUCACUGCAUUGUUGCGCGUCAGUUAUGGGAGAAUGCUGAUGUACUUCAGGGUAGAUCUUUGCCAGUUUUUAUGGAUGAUGUUCUUUGUUUGCCCACGGUUGACAGAGCUAUUUUCAUGGCAGCAGUGUUCUGGACAGUAUGGUCAACGCGGAAUGAUUGUGUGUGGAGAAAUGGGGUUUGGAUGGUUGAAUGCUUGCGGAGGAUUUGGUGCGGUGAUUCGUGAUCACUUGGGAACCUUUGUGGCGGCCAAAAGUGAUACCAUCGGUUGUGUUCGUGAUCCGUUGCUUGCAGAGGCUAUGGCGAUUAAGGAAGCGUUGGCUUGGGUUAAAGAACUUGGGCAUAAUAAUCUUAUUAUUGAGACUGAUUGUUUAAAUUUUUGUUUAGCUUUCCACUCUCGUACUCUGGAUUUCUCGUAUGUUGGUUCUAUUAUUAAGCAAUGUCGUAUUAUUGCUAGGGACAUUGGCAACCUAUCGGUUCGCCAUGUCAAGCGGUCAGUGAAUCAUGUGGCUCAUGUUCUUGCAAAGGCAACUGGUUCUUUGUCUGUCCGGGGUUCCUGGGUUCUACACCCACCUGACUGUAUUGCUGCUUUAUUGUUUUCUUAA